AUGUCUUCCAGAAUUACUCGCUCCUCCGCGAGACUCGCCACAGACCCUCCGCCCGCGGAGGCUGAUACACCGCUUCUCCCCGGAUCGACCUCCUCCCGGAAACGCAAAGCUUCCUCUCGUCACGACCGCCCGGCAGAAGCUCCUCCACAACCAGCAGCUUCGUCGCCCUCCCGCAAAACAAAGCGACCGCGGACCGCAGCACAGACAGCUCCAUCCACCGGUCCCGGUGCAGCACACCGCCGAGGCGCCCGCAGCCGUCCAGCCAUGUCACAACCCGGACCUUCACGGCCUUCGGAGGAACAGCCAAAAUCCACAGCGACCCCGCAGCCCACACGACGAAAGUCCAGCCGCAAUGAGCGCCCCGGGACCGCACAAUCCCCCCCUGCCCGCCGGCAGAAGAAGCGAUCUGCGAAACCGAACGCCGACGUCAUAAUGCGAGAUGCGGAGGAGGAAAUCGAGGACGACGAGGAAGAAGAGGAACACGAGUCUCCGACAGGGCAGAGUAACGAUGAAACCAACCCAUCAGCCUUCGACGAGGAUGACGACAUGGACCCAUUCAGUAGCAGUCUAUUCGGGGGCCGAACCCCAAUGGCACUACAGAACACACUCCGUGCGCUCAGCGGGAUGAUGUCUGGGACCUCUACUCGGUUCCGGGAUAUCCUUUGCAAUCUAAGGGCCAAAGACGACCCGUCUCUUCAACUAUGUGCACUACAGGAACUGUCAGACACCCUGCUGAUUUCGAACGAGGACAACCUGGCGGGCCAAUUCUCGCCUGACCCGUACGUGAAAGAGCUAGUGACGCUGAUGCAGCCAAAUCAGUUUGGUGAGGAGAACCCAGAAAUCAUGCUUCUAGCGUGUCGUUCUCUAGCAAAUUUGAUGGAGGCCUUGCGGGGCUCCGUGGCAAAUGUUGUAUAUGGUGGUGCUGUACCAAUCCUUUGUCAGAAGCUCCUUGAUAUUCAGUUCAUCGACCUCGCCGAGCAAGCUCUGAGUACCUUGGCCAAAAUCUCCGUCGAUUUCCCCGCCUCUAUUGUGCGUGAAGGUGGGUUGACUGCUUGUCUCACGUAUCUCGACUUCUUCCCCACUAGUACCCAGCGAACGGCCGUCACAACCGCUGCCAACUGCUGCCGCAAUCUCCACAAUGGCUCGUUCCCGGUGGUGCGGGAUGUAAUGCCCACUCUCCUCAACGUCCUUUCUAGCAAUGACCCAAAGGUCGUCGAGCAGGGGUGUCUUUGUGUAUCACGAAUCGUGGAAAGUUUCAAAAACCGCCCGGAGAACCUCGAAGAGCUCAUUGAGCCUGCGAUGCUCAAGGCCGUCCUUCGAUUGUUACUGCCGGGAACGACCAAUCUGAUUGGCCCCCACAUCCACACACAAUUCCUUAGGGUACUGGCCAUCACCUCUAAAACAAGCCCACGGCUUUCAAACGAGCUUCUCAAAAUGGACGUUGUGGAUACGCUGUACCAGAUCUUGACUGGUGUGUCUCCCCCGCAAGACGUGGAUAACACCGCCGUCAAGAUGGACAGUGUUCUGGUCAUGCAGGCAUUGAUCCACCGUCCUCGCGAGCAAGUGUAUGAGACAUUGAAUGUUAUCUGCGAGCUCCUACCAGGUGUCCCUAGUCGCGAUGCCUCGAAGACAGAUAAUCUUCUGAGCACAUACUUUGACAGCCACAUGUCCAUCGGCCUGCGAUCGUCCAAAUCGAAAGAGGCCGUGGAGGACAGGCGAUCAUUGCUUGAUAACUGCAAGAACGAACUGAAACGUUUCGCAAUGAUCCUGUUCCCGACUUUGACUGAUGCUUACUCGAGCACGGUCAAUUUGCAUGUGCGUCAAAAGGUAUUGAUUGCGCAGUUGAAGAUGUUGCACAUCUUGGAGCCCUCGUUAAUUGAGGAUGCGCUCCGUACCGUUCCGUAUGCUUCUUUCCUGGCUUCCAUCCUCUCUCAGCAAGAUCACCCCUCCCUUGUAUCUUUGGCGCUGCGUUGUUCCGAGCUUUUGUUCCAGCGACUUGAAAAUGUUUAUCAACAUCAAUUCCAUCGCGAAGGAGUUAUUUCUGAGAUCAUCAAACUGUCCGAAGGCUCUCUCUCCGAUGAUAAGGAAUAUGGUGACUCUCCCGAUCCUACACUCAUGGACACCACCGCAGACCCGUCUCGCGCGUCCCACACGGAGCCUGGAGCUGAGCGAGAUGAAGACGACAAUGAGGAUGAGGAUGCCGAUGACUUUGACGAUGAGGACGACGGUGACGACAUGUCGGAUUCCGAGGAUGACUCGGCGCCGACCCCUCGUAAUCUACAAAAGUUGGAGACUGCCCUCAAUGACGUGGUCAUCCGAGAUGCGCAUGCCUUCCUCGAGGUCUACGAGGCCAGCCAUGGCGAAACCGUUCGCGCAGAAGCCACUCGGAUAUUGACCGCGCUUACAUCUUUGGCAUCCGAAAUCCGAGCACAUUACAACAGUGGUGCCGAUGACGGCCUCCGUCUAUUCAAACAGCUUGCAUCCUACUUUGAUGGAGAUGCCUUGGAAAGCAUUACCAGCUCCGAGCUUCUGAACUCGGGCAUCAUCGAGGUUCUGCUGGAUGUCCUUGGAAAUUACCAAGCGCCCUCUAUCCGUGAUGCCCGAGCUGCAUUCCUGCAAGCUUUCAUGGGUGUUUCCAUCUCAGACAAGGCCAAAAGCCAAAGUACAGCCACGACGCCAUUCAGCGUCCUCAUUUUGAAGCUGCAGGACUUGCUUAGCAGGACCGAGCAUUUUGAAGUCCUUACCAUCAGCCACAACUCACUUGAAAACACUCGCAGCAAUGCAGCAUACAUGCUUUCUAAACAGCUGCGCCUCAAGUUGAUUGCCGACGAUGACUCGGACGUCCCUCGCCCCUAUCGCAACAUCAUGGUGUCGAUCCACGCCAUCGCCCCUUUCCAUGCUUUGGAUGACUUCCUUCACCCCCGAAUUUCCUUAGCCGAGAAGCCACGAUCAUCGCGCUCUAACCGAGAAAACAUUCUCUCCCACCUGGCGACUGCUGCUCGGCUCCGUGAUCAGUUGGCGGGCGCUGGUUCUGGGAUGCUUACCAACCGUGCUGGCGGUCUGGGCACCACUGCCGGUGAUUCGACAGACGAUCACGAAUCUUCUGGUGCACCUCAGCGUCAUACAAGACAAGCACAGCCACAGGAGGACGAGGAGGAAGAGCACGAUGAUGAGCCCCUCGAAUGUGCAGAUGAAAGGCACCUGACAGACGAAGACGAGGACGCUGGCGAGGAGGACGAGGAUGAAGAGCUCAAUGCCAUCGAUGAUCUCGACGAGGAUCUUGAGUCUGAAAAUGUCUCGGACCCCUCGGCAGUCAACAUGGAAGUUGGGACCGGGGGCAAGGUGACUGCUCGGAAGGAAGACGGUACUCGGGUUGGAACCCCAUCCCACACCACGGCUGGGUCGAAGGCUUCUUCCUCUACACCCAACCCUCAUUCCCACACCCGCAGCAACAGCUCUCUCGCCACCGCCGGGCGUCCCUUCUCAUCCUACGCUGCCGCAACGGCUUCAGUCCCCCAGGAUUGGCAUCUUGAGUUCUUCGUGGAUGGCAAGAGUGUGGAUCUUGAGACAACCAUCUAUAGGGGAGUUCACCACGACCGUGGAGAGUUGGACCAGGCAAGCGCCAAGAACGUCUGGUCGUCCAUUCACACCAUCACAUACAAGCGUGUGCCGGGUCCUCCACCUCCCGAGCCCUCUACCCUGACCUCGACUUCUCAAGCCGCCGCUUCCCAGGUUGACACACUGGACAUGCCAGCCUCCCUCAGCAAAGAUGCCACCACUGCCUCCAUCAUUCGCACCCUCCGCGUACUGCACGAAAUGAAUGCCACCAUUGAUGAUAUUCUAACCGAUGUCAAAGAUGUGGCCGCGAUCAAGUCGGAGCCUCUGGUGCAGUUCAUCAAUACUAAACUGACUGCCAAGAUCAAUCGACAGCUGGAAGAGCCCUUGAUUGUGGCAAGUAGCUGUCUUCCAACCUGGAGUGAGGAUCUAGCCAGGCUCUUCUCCUUCCUCUUCCCAUUUGAAACAAGGCAUUCGUUCUUGCAAUCCACUGCAUUUGGUUACUCGCGGGCAAUGAUGAGAUGGCAAUCCUCUCUCAGCGGCGAGGACAGCCGAAGGGACAUGCGUCGUGACGACCGCCCAUUCAUGGGCAAGUUGCAGCGCCAAAAAGUUCGAAUCUCCCGAACCCGCAUACUAGAUUCUGCAUUGAAGGUCAUGGAGCUCUACGGAUCAUCACCCAGCAUUCUUGAAAUUGAAUAUUUCGAAGAGGUCGGCACUGGACUUGGCCCAACUCUUGAAUUCUAUUCUACUGUCUCCAAGGAGUUCUCCAAAAAGAAGCUCAAGAUCUGGCGCGACACCGACGGUAGCGCUGAGGCUGAAUAUGCCUUCGGCAAACGCGGCCUUUUCCCUGCGCCGAUGAGUGACCAGCAAGCCAAUGACGACAGCGGGAAGAAGCAGUUGAACAUCUUCAAGGUCCUUGGAAAGUUUGUUGCUCGCUCUAUGCUUGACUCUCGAAUCAUCGACAUCUCAUUCAACCCAGCUUUCUUCCGCAUUGCCGACACCAUGUCCUCUGUCGCCCCCUCCUUGGGUACCGUUAAAGCAGUUGAUCAUGAUCUCGCUAAGUCUUUGGUCAUGCUGAAGGAGUUCGUCAACGAGAAGAAUGCCGUGGAGAACGAUGACCGACUCUCGCCCAACCAGAAAGCCGAGGCUCUUCAACACAUCACAGUCCACGGAGUCAAGGUCGAUGAUCUGAGCCUGGAUUUCACAUUGCCCGGAUACCCCUCCAUCGAGUUGAUCCCAGGUGGCACUGACGUUCCCUUGUCGAUCGAAAAUGUGGAUACCUACAUUGAUCGCGUGAUCGACAUGACCCUCGGCAGUGGUGUCCGUCGUCAAGUCGAGGCAUUCCGCACAGGAUUCUCCCAAGUGUUCCCAUACUCUGCCCUGUCCGCAUUCACCCCAGGCGAGCUCGUCAUGCUUUUCGGCCAAGCCGAAGAAGAUUGGUCCAUUGAAACUCUGAUGGACUCCAUCAAGGCCGACCACGGUUUCAACAUGGACAGUCGCAGCGUGCGCAACCUACUGCAGACCAUGAGCGAACUGGACAACCAGCAACGCCGCGACUUCCUGCAGUUCGUCACCGGUAGUCCCAAACUUCCAAUCGGAGGAUUCAAGAGCCUUACUCCCAUCUUCACCGUCGUGUGCCGCCCAAGCGAACACCCAUACACACCCGACGACUACCUCCCCAGUGUGAUGACAUGUGUCAACUACCUCAAGCUACCAGACUACAGCGACCUAGAAACUCUCAAAAAGCGCCUCUUCGUCGCCAUCAAGGAAGGCCAGGGCGCGUUCCACCUUUCCUAG
Molecule: messenger RNA, 5352 nt
Organism: Penicillium olsonii
Lineage: Eukaryota; Fungi; Ascomycota; Eurotiomycetes; Eurotiales; Aspergillaceae
Source: the annotation of a GenBank genome assembly